CACACUCUUGUUUCGUCUGACGACACCGCCACACAAGAGUGGUUCUCUCGGGACUCGGAAUCACCUUUUCUAGCCCUUUUAAACAUUUAAUAAACGAGUUAAAGUAUCAAGAACUAUAAUCAUAUUUGCCUCAGAUUCAUUGAGGCAAGUCGCGAUCCGUGUUCGAUAGCGUAGUAACAAUUUCGCGUGAUCCCGAUUUGUUGUGCGAUCUUCAAAAGGUUCCUGCCAGGAUGCUGUUUCCGUUGGUGAUUGGUGUGAUUUCGUUCCUACGAUUGGGGCAGACCGUUGCAGCAAGUGGGAAUAGUUCCUGUGAUUGUGUAUGCGGCAUCAAUGGUCGAUCGAAUCGAAUCGUCGGUGGGGUGGAAUCCGAGGCCCACGAGUAUCCCUGGCUAGCUGGACUGUUCCGUCAGGGUAAACUCUAUUGCGGCGCUUCCGUCGUAACCAAAAACUAUCUCAUCACGGCAGCUCACUGUGUGAACUCCUUUGAACCGAGUGAAAUCAGGGUAUAUCUCGGAGGACACAACAUAGCCAAGGACUACACGGAGUUGCGACGAAUCAAACGGAUCGUCGAUCACGAGGAUUUCGAUAUUUUCACCUUCAACAACGACAUCGCUCUGCUGGAGCUGGACAAACCACUGAGAUAUGGACCAACAAUCCAGCCAGCCUGUUUACCCGACGGAAACACUCUCGAUUUCGCCGGAUCCCUAGCGAUCGUAGCCGGUUGGGGCCGGGUGGAGGAACAGCGGCCGCCCUCGAAGACGCUGCGAUCGGUUGUGGUGCCCAUUUGGACCCAGCAGCAGUGCCUGGAGUCGGGCUACGGAAACAAAAAGAUCACCGACAACAUGAUGUGUGCCGGGUUCCACGAUGGCAAGAAGGAUGCCUGCCAGGGUGACAGUGGUGGUCCGAUGCACAAGAUGGGUAGCGCCGGAAGCAUGGAGGUGAUUGGAGUGGUGUCCUGGGGACGUGGCUGUGCCAGACCCAAUCUGCCGGGGAUUUACACCAGAAUUGUUAACUAUUUGCCAUGGAUUAUGCAGAAACUGGAGGGUGAAUGUGUUUGUGUACCACGGGAUGUUGCUGCAAGGAAUAACUAGGGUGUCCGGAAGUUUUCCACGAUCUCAUUUGCAUUGAAUUGACCUAUCCAACAGCUGUUAUCUAUUUAUUGUUUCUAGUCAACAAAUUUAACUUAAGAGUACCAUUUCCUAAAAGUGUCUAGUUGUAAUGCCAAAUAUUUUUUAAAUAUA
Uranotaenia lowii is the source of this 1241-nucleotide messenger RNA. Its product is annotated as trypsin 3A1-like. NCBI's taxonomy places the organism in Eukaryota, Metazoa, Arthropoda, Insecta, Diptera, Culicidae. Gene Ontology annotation, biological process: proteolysis. The transcript has 5 exons. The record is from RefSeq and is a predicted model, not a curated record. The coding region runs from base 231 to 1091 and encodes 286 amino acids. Gene Ontology annotation, molecular function: serine-type endopeptidase activity.